AUGGGCGGCGCAUCAAACUCUGGGAGCGAGCCUUCAAGAACAAUUUACCUUGGAAACUUGCCGGAGGACACCACUUACAAUGAUAUAUUGAAUCACGUCCAUACCGGAGUUGUCGAAUCGCUAAGACUCCUUUCAGAAAAGAGUUGCGGAUUUCUAUCGUUUCUUGAUUUUACGUCAGCACAAGCAUUCUACAUGGAAUUUAAUUCUGGCCACAAGUUGAGUAUCAACGGCAACGAUGUUAGAGUAGGAUGGGGCAAGCACAGCACUAUCCCAAGCACAGUCCAGACGGCGGUACAAAGUGGAGCUACCCGUAAUGUUUAUCUCGGAAAUCUUGAAGAAAACAUUACCGAGGAAGAACUCAAAGCUGAUUUGGAUACGUAUGGUCAGAUCGAACACAUCAAGAUAGUGCCCGAGAAGCAUUGUGCUUUUGUUCAUUUUACAAGCAUAUCCGCUGCCAUUAACUGCGUCACCAACCUUCCAAAUGAGUCCAAAUGGGAAGGCCGCCGUGUCAAUUAUGGCAAAGAUAGAUGUGCUUACAAUGCAAAACAAGGAGGAAGCCAGUCUUUGCAAAAUCAAAACUUCAAUUUCCAAAAUCCCUUUCAAUUCGGAUACGACCCUUAUGGUAGUUCUCGCAACCCCCAAAUGGCGGCUUCUCAAAUGAUGUCUCAAUCGUACAUGGCUGGUAACUCUGCAACGUCAACAACCGUCUACCUUGGUAACAUACAUCCUGAUACCACAUGCGAAGAUAUCUGUAACGCUAUUCGUGGCGGAAUAUUGUAUCAAAUUAGAUACCUUUCGGACAAACACAUUGCCUUUGUAACCUUUAUGGAUGCUACAGCUGCUUUCAACUUCUAUCAACUGCUCACCUACCAAGGCAUUAGUAUCAAAGGGCGCAGACUCAAAGGUGGUUGGGGAAAACCGGUCCAGAUUCCUGCGUCUAUCCUCAUGGCCGUCCAAAACGGUGCCUCCCGUAAUGUUUAUAUAGGUAACCUCGACGAAAGCAUCACAGAAGAGAAGCUGAGAACGGACUUCUCAGAAUACGGUGAUAUCGAGUUAAUCAACUUCCUGACCGAAAAGAGCUGUGCAUUUGUCAACUUUACGAACGUACAAAGUGCUAUGAACGCAUUGGAAGGGAUCAAGAAUAAGGAUGAUUAUAGGAAGCUGAAGAUCAAUUUCGGAAAGGAUCGAUGUGGAAAUGCACCCAGAUUACCUAAAACCAAUAGCAAUGGCUCUGAAGGAUCAGGAAGUCGCGCUAGAGAAGGACAAGCAGAUGCCGUGGUGACUGAAAACUGA
Molecule: messenger RNA, 1293 nt
Organism: Umbelopsis ramanniana AG
Lineage: Eukaryota; Fungi; Mucoromycota; Umbelopsidomycetes; Umbelopsidales; Umbelopsidaceae
Exons: 1
Coding region: 1-1293 (430 amino acids)
Biological process (GO): mRNA splicing, via spliceosome
Cellular component (GO): cytoplasmic stress granule
Molecular function (GO): mRNA binding
Source: RefSeq, a predicted model, not a curated record